Impatiens glandulifera is the source of this 2816-nucleotide messenger RNA. Its product is annotated as kinesin-like protein KIN-7E. Lineage: Eukaryota; Viridiplantae; Streptophyta; Magnoliopsida; Ericales; Balsaminaceae. The record is from RefSeq and is a predicted model, not a curated record. Gene Ontology annotation, biological process: microtubule-based movement. Gene Ontology annotation, molecular function: ATP binding; microtubule binding; microtubule motor activity. Bases 119 to 2659 code for a protein of 846 amino acids. The transcript has 14 exons.
UCUGGAAGAAGAAGAAGACUGUUUCAUCCAUCAUUGAAACCUGAUCUGAAGAAAAAGUUAUGUCUUCCUUUGGAAAAAUACAGAGAAGGUGGUAGAUGGGUUGUUAUUAAGAAGGAAAAUGGGAGCAAUUGGUGAGGAAGAAUUGAUAAAGUGGGAUAUGUUGGCAGAGAACGGCGGCGGCGGGGAGAAAAUCCUGGUGUUGGUUCGACUAAGGCCUCUGAACGAGAAGGAGAUUUCUAGGAAUGAGGUUUCAGAAUGGGAAUGUAUUAAUGAGACAACCAUCUUGUUCCGAAACAGGCUUCAGGAUCGAUCUGGAUAUCCAAGUGCAUAUACAUUUGACAGAGUAUUCAGUGGAGACAAGUCGACAAGACAGGUAUACGACGAAGGAGCAAAAGAGAUUGCUCUUUCAGUAGUCACCGGAAUCAAUUCCACUAUUUUUGCAUAUGGGCAAACAAGCAGCGGAAAGACUUAUACAAUGAUUGGAAUAACAGAGUAUGCAGUUGCAGACAUUUAUGAUUAUAUACAUAAGCAUCAGGAAAGAGCGUUUGUUUUGAAAUUAUCGGCUGUAGAAAUCUAUAAUGAAGUUGUAAGAGAUUUGCUGACCUCUGAUAAUACUCCACUUAGGCUUCUAGAUGAUCCUGAGAAAGGGACUGUCGUUGAGAAACUUACAGAAGAGACUCUAAGAGACUGGAACCAUCUCAAAGAGCUUUUGUCAAUUUGUGAAGCCCAAAGGAAGAUUGGAGAGACUUCUUUGAAUGAGACAAGUUCUAGAUCUCAUCAAAUAAUCAGAUUGACAAUUGAGAGUUCUGCUCGCGAGUUUAUAGGAAAAGACAAGUCCACAACACUUGUAGCCUGUGUGAAUUUUGUUGACCUAGCUGGAAGCGAGCGAGCAUCUCAGGCUCUAUCGGUUGGGAACAGGCUGAAGGAAGGCUGUCACAUAAACCGUAGUUUAUUGACUUUGGGAACUGUUAUUCGCAAGCUAAGCAAAGGGAGAAAUGUCCAUAUUAACUAUCGAGAUUCUAAGCUGACUCGUAUACUCCAACCGUCGUUGGGAGGCAAUGCAAGAACAGCCAUUAUUUGCACGCUUUGUCCUGCUCGAAGCCAUGUUGAGCAAACUAGAAACGCUCUCUUAUUUGCUAGCUGUGCAAAAGAAGUGACCACAAAUGCCCAAGUUAACGUGGUCAUGUCCGACAAAGCCCUGGUCAAACAUUUGCAAAAAGAGUUGGCUCGGCUUGAGAACGAACUGAGAGCUCCCCCCACCCCUUCUUCUACUUGUAACUGUUCUACAUCUUUGAGGAAGAAAGAUCUCCAGAUUGAUAGGUUGGAAAAAGAGGUUCGAGAGCUUAAUAGGAAAAAGGAUCUUGCGGAAGCUCGGGUGGAGGAUUUGCUGCAUAUUGCUGCCAGUAAUGAAGCUCAAAGAAAACAGAAUGGGAUCAGUCAUUAUCACUCAAGAUGGAAAGACGAAGACGUUGAAAGUUCAGCAUCAGCAUCAUCAAGUUCUUCUCCAUUGCCAGCAGGUAAAUUAGGUAAAUCUUAUUUCGAAACUGGAGACUAUUCAAAUGGCGUCUGCAAGGAUGUACCAUGUAUUGAGGUGGAUAAUGAACCAGCAGCCAAGAAACAUGUAGAUGUUUCUGAACCCAGCAGCCAUUCACCAUCCAGUGAAAGAGGAGUCUCAACAUUAACCGAGUUCCCAUGCGAGGAAAUACAAUCAUCUGAUCAAGAUAAUUCAAGAUACAGUGAAGUGGAUUCCCUCGCCACACCACCUUUCGAAGGUGGUGAUUAUAGAAAUCAUAUGUUGAGACGAAACUGGAGUUUCGAAAGUGAUGUCAUCAUGAGCACGCCCACCACUCCACAACAUAAUUACACGCCGCCCCCCAAUGGUGGUUAUGAGAGGAAUUUUACAGGCAGGCCGAAAAGCGUCCGAACGAUCACAAAGAAGUUGUUGCGAAACAAUUCUCAGUCUUCCAUGGGUAGUAGUGUUGCAGACUGCAAUGAGGAAAUAAUACCUAGUGUCGAUACAUUUGUUGCUGGAUUGAAACAAAUGGCUAAACAACAGGUCAAUAUGAAAGACAUUGGAUUAGAUCCAAUGCAGCAGCAGGAGGAGGACAUGUCAUUGGUACAAUCUGAAUUCGAGAAGCAACGGAAGGCGAUCAUUGAACUGUGGGAGAUCUGCAAUGUUUCUAUAAUCCACAGAACAUAUUUUUUCUUAUUGUUCAAAGGCAAUCCGGCUGAUUCUGUUUAUAUGGAAGUUGAAUUUAGAAGACUAAAUUUCCUUAAAGACGCGUUUUCACAGGGAAGCCACGCUGUUGAAGCUGGGAGGACCCUCACAUUGGCCUCAAGUGAGAAGGAAUUGAAUAGAGAGAAAGAGAUGUUAUGUAGGCUGAUGUACAAAAGGUUCUCAGGAGCUGAAAGGAAUAGGCUUUACAAGAAAUGGGAUAUUAGUUUGGAUUCAAAGAGGAGGAGGUUACAGCUCGUUAAUCGGUUGUGGAACCAACCAGACGAUUUAAACCGAAUUAUGGAGAGUGCAGCCAUUGUUGCUAAGCUAAUUAGGUUUUCUGAACAAGGCCGGGCUGUGAAUGAGAUGUUUGGGCUUAGUUUCACGUCACCGAGUCCUGGCUGGAGAUCCUUUGGUUGGAGAAAGGGCAUUUCUUUCUGGUGAAGUGUGAAUAAAAAGGGGUUGCAAAUUGUGCACCAAAUUGUUGUUAUUGAUAGAAGAAAUAUUUGAAAAUCUGUCUUUUUUUGUUUUAUGUGGGAUUGUAUUUGAUUGGGUUGUGGGAAUGAUAUAUUAAAUAAAUUUGACUUGUUACUCAAGUUAA